UCAGACACAUGCUGUGGUAGGACUCCACUAGGGGGUUCUAGUACAGAUAAUGUUUGCCUAAUUGAUGAACAGGUCAGACGUCGAUGAGGAGAGAGUUGACGAUGCUAGACGCACAUGUGCUAGAUCACUUAGGAUCCUGCACGUGUUCCAGGCCUUAGAACCGGGAGAAGAAAGACGGCUACGCAGAGCCCGUGCACUAGCAGCAGCUAGGGAAAUAGCGAACUCCGUAGCUAGGGAACAGGCUGCAGCAGCAGUCAGGGCAGCCGCCAUGACUAGUUCAGCAGCAUCCUCUGCUGCGUUGUCUGGGACCAAUGGGACCCAUUUGGGAAUGCCAACAGGGUCCACGGGUACUUCCAGUUCGUUGKGUUCUCGUCAGUCUACAAGUCAAAUGGCGGGCUCGCAGUUCAGCCCGUUGACUCCUUGCGAAAGGGAGCUCAGGGAGCUCCAACAGGUCGAAAGGAUCCGUGAACGAUUAGAGAGGGAACUGAAACAAACUACCGACAGAGAAAGGGAGAUUAAAAAUAGAGCAGCCAGGCUUGAUACUGUAGAGGCUGACAAGGCUGAGUUAGAGGGCUUGGAUGAGUCAGCAUUGUCUGACCAGAUGAAAACACUAAAGAAGAAUAUGUUGUCGCUGCAUGCGCACGUGGACAGCAAAUUGGACCUCAUGCAAAGCACUCUAGACCAAAUCCUGGAUGUUUUAACAAGGCCAGGAUUCACGCCACCAGCACAAUCGCCGUUGCCGUUAUCGGCGAUGUCAGGCCCCUUUCCAGUUCAAGCUGGCACACAGCCAAGUGGUACGUCUGCAGCAGCCGCACAGACUGUUGCAUCUUCUUCUUCGGGUCCAGCGGUGGGAGCUACACCACCGCAACAACCUGUUCCUCAACAGGGACAGCCGCAAGGUCAAUGGUAUCCUAAGACCCCAAUGAAAUCGCCUCUUGCCUUCUCAGGCGAGAGAAAGGACGAAGAGCUUAACACUUGGUUGAGGACAGUCCCGGUUUGGGUGACGGCCAAGAGGACCUUGCUGGAGGACGAAGUGGUUACUUCUGCAUCUUACCUCGACGGUAAGGCAGCCAAGUGGCUAGAUGGUGUAGUUGUAAAGGCCGAGUACGGGCGGCGCAUGGCGGACUGGGCUAAGUCUUUAACGUUAGACCAGUUCAUGGAGAUGGUAGAAGCUCCAUGGCAUAAUCCACAGGAGGCACAAAGAGCCACUGAUGCGAUUAACAAGUUAGACCAACGAAAGUUCAAGUCGGUUAGAGAGCUUACGACUACCGUUGAGAGCCUGCUCCUCGUUCCAGGCAUCAACAACAGUGACCAGUUCCUGUUAACUACGUUUGUUAGAUGUCUUCCAGAGAACAUCAGGAACUUGCUGGCCAGUGAGGCACGCGUCGAGUACCAUUCGUUUGAGACAUUGUCUAGGAAAGCCCUAGGCAAUGCUCAGCCCUCCCACAAUGACACGAAGAAGAAGAGGAGUCCUCAAGAGUGGAAGAAGAAGGGGGCGAAGUUCAUGAUGGUUGAGUCCGAUGGGACUCAAACGGAAAUCGAUGAGCUCACUGACUUGAUGGACUACUCAGAGUACGACGGCGAGGAGACCGCUGAGGGUAGCACCCUCGCCACACUUGUAAAGGCUAAGGCAGGUGGCCGAGGGAAGGGCCAACCAAAGAGUCAAGGGAAGGCCGCCUCCAACCAGACCAAAGUGGCUGAUUGGGUGAACGCAGGUCUUGAUCAAGACGUGUGGCGUGACCGCCGAGUGCGUGGCGCUUGUAUCAACUGCGGGGAAUACGGUCACUCGCAGUACAAGUGCCAGAACGCAAAGAUACCCUCCCCACUUCACGAGAAGGCCAAAGCUAACGACUCUUUAGUCACCCCGCAGACUCAUCUAGACCAAACUAUGCUCUGUACGUUAGAUGUGUCCGAUGCCGUAGAAGACUUGGAGAGAGUUGUUGAAAGGGAAGUUGUCCACGCUAUAGAAAUCAUUCCAGGGAGUAAGACCCCAAAGGGAAGGAUCUAUAGGAUGGCUCCCGCCGAGUUAGAUGAACUUCGGCGACAGCUUAAGGAGCUGACAAAAAAGGGAUGGAUUCGGCCUAGUACUUCCCCUUACAGAUCUCCCGUGCUAUUCGUACCGAAGAAGGGGGGUACAUUGAGGAUGUGCAUUGACUAUAGAGGCCUCAAUGCCAUCACUGUGAAGAACGCAGAGCCUCUACCUCGCAUAGACGACCUAUUGGAUAGGGUGCAGGGAUGCAAGUACUAUAAGAUAGACUUGAAAUCUGGCUAUCAUCAGAUCGCUAUAAGGCUUGAGGACCAACACAAGACAACUUUCCAAACUCUUUAUGGUCUGUAUGAGUUUGUAGUGAUGCCUUUUGGUCUUUGCAAUGCGCCGGGAACAUUCCAGCACGCUAUGAAUCGGAUCUUCCAUGACCAUUUAGAUAAGUUUGUCGUGGUCUAUCUAGACGACAUUCUGAUCUUUAGUAAGUCUGUCGAGGACCAUGCACAACAUGUUGAGACGGUACUUUCACUCCUUCGACAACACAAGUAUAAGGUCAACUUAGAGAAGUGUGAGUUUGGUCGCACUAAGAUACUAUACUUGGGUCAUGAGGUAUCCGCGGAAGGGAUUAGGCCGGAAGAUGCGAAGGUGGCUAGUAUUCGAGACUGGCCACGACCUCAGACAGUCACUGAGGUCACAUCAUUCUUAGGAAUGUGCGGCUACUAUAGGAACUUCGUUAAGAACUAUUCUAAAGUCGCCUCUCCUUUGACUGAUCUAACUCGACUUGACACGCCGUGGGACUGGAGUGAUGAGUGCGAGGGUGCUUUCAAGAGACUGAAGCAUGCACUCAUGAAUCAUGAGGUCCUCAUGGUUCCUGGUCCUCAGAAGCCAUUCAUAGUGACCACUGAUGCAAGCCAAUAUGGCAUUGGCACAGUGCUGGCUCAGCAGGAUGGGAAAAAGUUGAGACCGAUUGAGUACAUGAGCAAGAAGAUGCCAUUGAAGAAGUUGGCAAAGUCCACCUACGAAAGGGAACUCUAUGCUCUAUACAAAGCACUUGUCCAUUGGAGACACUUCCUAUUGGGAAGGUUCUUCUACUUGAGGACUGAUCACCAGACCCUCAAAUGGAUCAAGAGUCAACCGGCUCUUUCUGACGCACUCAAGCGAUGGAUUGAGGUCAUAGACCAAUAUGACUUCAAGCUUGAGUAUCUGAAGGGAGAGUAUAACAAGGUUGCUGAUGCGCUAUCACGUAGAGCAGACUACCUAGGUGCGCUAGUUUCUAACUUUGGCGUAUCUGAAGAAGUAACUCAAUCAUUGGUGGGAGCCUAUCAGGAAGACCCUGUCACGAUGGACAUCAUGCGCAAACUUCAGGCUAAAGACAAGGCAACGGAAAGACAGAGUGUUUCCAUGGAUUUCAUGGACACCCUGGUGACUAGUAAGAGUGGCAAGAGGCACAUCUUCGUCAUCAUCGAUCGAUUCACCAAGUACGCUAGACUAGUGGCUAUGCCAGGGACCGCAAGAACUGACUAUGUCAUCAAGUUGUUCAAAGACAACUGGGUGCGUGACUUUGGUUUACCAAAGUCAAUCGUUAGUGACCGAGAUGUCCGAUUCACAAGUGAGCUGUGGAAGAAGACUGCUGAACAGAUGGGCAGUCAACUUCAGAUGACUUCAGGGAAUCAUCCUGAAGCCAACGGACAAGCCGAGCAAAUGAACAGAGUCGUACAGCAUUUGCUGAGGCAUUACAUCAAGCCCAGCCAGAAUGACUGGGAUGAGCAGUUGCCUCUCAUCGGCAGCCAGUACAACAAUGUUGUUCAUAGCAGUGUCGGCGUUAGUCCUAAUCAGCUACACUUGGGAUGGAAGCCUAGAUCAGCAUUAGACUUCCUCCUACCUGAAAACUGACCCGCUGCAACUCCAGGCACACUUGAGUAUGGUGUGCAGUAUGAGAAGUUGCUGCAAGAAGCUGUCGAGAACAUGAAGAAAACUCGGCAAGCAAUGAUUGCUUCUGAGAAUCAACACCGUAGACAGUC
Chara braunii is the source of this 4005-nucleotide messenger RNA. NCBI's taxonomy places the organism in Eukaryota, Viridiplantae, Streptophyta, Charophyceae, Charales, Characeae. The record is from the annotation of a GenBank genome assembly.